Molecule: messenger RNA, 4268 nt
Organism: Sphaeramia orbicularis (orbiculate cardinalfish)
Lineage: Eukaryota; Metazoa; Chordata; Actinopteri; Kurtiformes; Apogonidae
Gene: polr3a
Product: polymerase (RNA) III (DNA directed) polypeptide A
Exons: 31
Coding region: 85-4257 (1390 amino acids)
Biological process (GO): DNA-templated transcription
Molecular function (GO): DNA binding; DNA-directed RNA polymerase activity
Source: RefSeq, a predicted model, not a curated record
UAUGUAAAGCAUAGCAUGUUGGAAUGAGGACAAAGUAAAACCCGAAUUCACUACAUUGUCAUUAGUUUAGGAACAAACGCCAAAAUGGUGAAGGAGCAGUUUAGAGAGACAGAUGUGGCCAAAAAAAUAAGCCACAUCUGCUUUGGGAUGAAAUCUGCCGAGCAGAUGCGUCAGCAGGCCCACAUUCAGGUGGUCAGUAAGAAUCUGUACAGCCAGGACACCAAACACUCUCCACUACCGUAUGGAGUGUUGGAUCACCGUAUGGGCACCAGUGAGAAGGACCGACCGUGUUUGACAUGUGGGAAGAACCUGGCGGAUUGUUUGGGACAUUAUGGCUACCUGGAUCUGGAGCUGCCGUGUUUUCACGUCGGAUAUUUCAAAGCCAUCAUUGGAAUCUUACAGAUGAUUUGUAAAACCUGUUCUAGUAUAAUGCUGACCCGAGAGGAGAAGCUGCAGUUCAUAGAUCACUUGAAGCGACCCAACCUGGCCUACCUCCAGAAGCGAGGGCUGAAGAAAAAGAUCUCUGAAAAAUGCCGCAAAAGGACAAUCUGUCUGAGCUGCUCGGCCUUUAAUGGGCCAGUGAAGAAGUGUGGCCUGUUGAAGAUCAUCCAUGAGAAGUAUAAAACAUCCAAGAAGACGGUGGAUCCAUUUGUGUCCGAGUUUCUCCAGUCUUUUGACACAGCCCUUGAACACAACAAAGUGUUGGAACCGCUACUCACAAGGGCACAGGAAAAUCUGAACCCUCUGGUGGUGCUGAACCUGUUUAAGAGGAUUCCCCAGGAGGACGUGCCCCUGCUGCUGAUGAACCCGGAGGCAGGAAAACCCGCAGACCUGAUCCUCACCCGUCUGCUCGUGCCGCCCCUCUGCAUACGACCGUCUGUGGUCAGCGACCUGAAGUCAGGCACCAACGAGGAUGAUCUCACCAUGAAGCUCACAGAGAUCAUCUUCCUCAACGAUGUCAUCAAAAAGCAUCGUAUGACGGGGGCUAAGACUCAGAUGAUCAUGGAGGACUGGGACUUUCUCCAGCUGCAGUGUGCUCUGUAUAUCAACAGCGAGCUCUCAGGGAUUCCCCUCAACAUGGCACCAAAGAAGUGGACCAGAGGGUUCGUCCAGAGGCUGAAGGGAAAACAGGGUCGGUUCAGAGGAAACCUCUCAGGGAAGAGAGUGGACUUCUCUGGAAGAACCGUCAUUUCUCCAGAUCCAAACCUGAGGAUCGAUGAAGUGGCUGUUCCCGUACACGUCGCCAAAAUCCUCACCUACCCAGAGAAGGUGAACAAAGCCAAUUUGGAGCUCAUGAGGAAACUUGUCCGUAACGGUCCAGAUGUUCAUCCCGGAGCAAACUUCAUCCAGAAUCGACACACACAGAUGAAAAGAUUUUUGAAGUAUGGAAACCGUGAGAAGAUCGCCCAGGAGCUGAGGUUUGGUGAUGUGGUUGAAAGGCACCUGAUAGAUGGAGACAUCGUCCUGUUCAAUCGACAGCCCUCUUUGCACAAACUCAGCAUCAUGGCCCACAUCGCCAGAGUCAAACCUCACAGAACGUUUCGGUUCAACGAGUGCGUGUGCACACCGUACAAUGCCGACUUCGACGGCGACGAAAUGAACCUCCAUCUGCCUCAGACCGAAGAAGCUAAAGCUGAGGCUCUGGUCCUCAUGGGGACAAAAGCCAACCUCGUGACUCCCCGAAACGGCGAACCUCUGAUUGCUGCUAUCCAGGACUUCCUGACAGGGGCGUACCUGUUGACCCUGAAGGACACCUUCUUCGACAGAUCAAAAGCCUGUCAGAUAGUGGCUUCAAUCCUAGUGGGAAAAGAUGAAAAAGUCAGGAUCACUCUCCCUCAUCCAGCUAUAAUGAAGCCCGUGGCUCUGUGGACGGGCAAGCAGAUCUUCAGCCUCAUUCUGAAGCCAGGGAAGGACUGUCCAGUCAAGGCGAACCUGAGAACCAAGGGCAAACAGUACUGUGGCAAAGGAGAGGACCUCUGUCACAAUGACUCAUUCGUCGUGAUCCACAACAGUGAGCUGAUGUGUGGGAGCAUGGACAAAGGCACCUUGGGAUCCGGCUCAAAGAACAAUAUCUUCUACAUCUUGCUGAGAGACUGGGGGCAGCUGGAGGCUGCUAACGCGAUGUCCCGCCUCGCAAGACUCGCCCCGGUAUUUCUCUCCAACCGGGGAUUCUCAAUCGGCAUCGGCGACGUGACACCCGGUCAAGGUCUGCUGAAGGCCAAACAGGACCUGCUGGACGACGGCUACGGGAAGUGUGACGAAUACAUCGAAGCUCUGGACACGGGAAAACUCCAGCAGCAGCCGGGGUGCACGGCCGAGGAAACACUGGAGGCUCUGAUCUUGAAAGAGCUGUCCGUCAUCAGAGACCGAGCCGGUAGCGCCUGCCUCAGGGAGCUAGACAAGAGCAACAGCCCUCUGAUCAUGGCCCUCUGUGGCUCCAAAGGAUCCUUCAUUAAUAUCUCUCAGAUGAUCGCCUGUGUCGGCCAGCAGGCCAUAAGUGGCUCUCGAGUCCCCAAUGGUUUUGAGAACCGCUCCCUUCCCCACUUUGAAAAACACUCAAAACUGCCUGCUGCUAAAGGCUUUGUGGCGGACAGCUUCUAUUCAGGUUUGACUCCCACCGAGUUUUUUUUCCACACCAUGGCCGGCAGAGAGGGCUUAGUGGACACUGCUGUGAAAACUGCAGAGACCGGCUACAUGCAGCGACGUCUGGUGAAGUCUCUGGAAGACCUGUGCUCACAGUACGACCUGACAGUACGGAGCUCCACCGGUGACAUCAUCCAGUUUAUUUAUGGAGGUGAUGGCCUGGACCCGGCUGCCAUGGAGGGAAAGGAUGAACCACUGGAGUUUAAGAGAGUCUUGGACAACAUUCGGGCCGUUUACACAUGUCCAGACGAGCCGGCACUCAGCCAGAAUGAGCUGGUCCUCACCGCAGACGCCAUCAUGAAGAGAGCCGACUUCCUGUGCUGCAGGGACAGCUUCUUGGAGGAGAUCAAGAAAUUCAUUAAAAGUGUCUCAGAAAGGAUCAAGAAGACCCGAGACAAGUACGGCAUCAACGACAACGGCACCAGUGAACCAAAGGUUCUGUAUCAGCUGGAUCGCAUAACGCCAACUCAGCUGGAGAAGUUCCUUGAAACCUGCAGAGAUAAGUACAUGAGAGCUCAGAUGGAGCCCGGCUCUGCGGUAGGGGCCCUCUGCGCUCAGAGUAUUGGAGAGCCCGGUACCCAGAUGACGCUGAAGACCUUCCACUUUGCCGGUGUAGCAUCUAUGAAUAUCACACUGGGGGUGCCUCGGAUCAAAGAGAUCAUCAACGCCUCAAAGAACAUCAGUACACCUAUAAUCACAGCUCAUCUGGAUGUGGAGGACGACGCUGACUUCGCCCGACUGGUGAAAGGAAGGAUCGAGAAAACUCUUCUCGGAGAGAUUUCCGAGUACAUAGAAGAAGUGUUCCUCCCGGACGACUGCUUCAUCUUGGUGAAAUUAUCACUGGAGAGAAUACGGCUGUUGCGACUCGAGGUAAACGCAGAAACGGUUCGUUACUCCAUCUGCAUGUCGAAACUGCGAGUGAAACCAGGAGACAUCGCUGUGCACGGUGAAGCUAUAGUGUGUGUUUCUCCGCGAGAAAACAGUAAAAGCUCCAUGUACUACGUUCUGCAGUCUUUAAAAGAAGAACUUCCCAAGGUGGUGGUUCAAGGAAUACCGGAGGUGGCCCGAGCCGUCAUUCAUAUCGAUGAACAGAGCGGAAAGAAUAAAUACAAACUCCUGGUGGAGGGCGACAACCUGAGAGCUGUCAUGGCAACGCACGGAGUGAAAGGAAGUAGGACAACUUCUAACAACACCUACGAGGUGGAGAAGACGUUGGGUAUCGAAGCCGCUAGAUCCACGAUUAUUAAUGAGAUCCAAUAUACGAUGGUGAAUCACGGGAUGAGUAUCGAUCGGCGUCAUGUCAUGCUGCUGGCAGACCUCAUGUCCUACAAGGGGGAGAUUCUGGGCAUCACCAGGUUCGGUUUGGCCAAAAUGAAGGAGAGUGUUCUCAUGCUGGCGUCCUUCGAGAAAACAGCCGACCAUCUGUUCGACGCCGCCUACUUCGGUCAAAAGGAUUCAGUCUGCGGUGUGUCUGAGUGUAUCAUCAUGGGAAUCCCCAUGAACAUCGGUACAGGACUGUUCAAGCUCUUACACAAAGCCGACAAAGACCCGUCUCCGGUCAGAAGACCCCUCCUCUUUGAUCACGCAGACUUUCACAUACCUCUGAUCACAUAACAGCAGUGGGA